Messenger RNA from Heterostelium album PN500, 285 nucleotides. RefSeq lists its product as uncharacterized. Bases 1 to 285 code for a protein of 94 amino acids. NCBI's taxonomy places the organism in Eukaryota, Evosea, Eumycetozoa, Acytosteliales, Acytosteliaceae. The record is from RefSeq and is a predicted model, not a curated record. The transcript has 2 exons.
AUGUCAAAAAUUUAUAUUUAUUUAACAAUUAUAUUUGUUUUAUUACUUAUUGUACAGACUCAAUGUACUGACCAAACAGAAGAUAAAGGAGGUGUUGCUCCACCAAAUCCAUCUCCAAGUCCAACCACUCCACCAUCAGGAAGUGAUGGAAAAGGUGAUCAUAAAGGUGGAAAAGGUGAUCAUAAAGGCGGUAAAGGAGGAAAGGGUGGUAAAGGAGGAAAAGGUGGUAAAGGAGAAGAAGGUAGAAAAGGUAAAGUAGCAGAUGAAGAGCCUGCAGCAGCUUGA